This is a messenger RNA of Halichondria panicea, 1456 nucleotides long. Its product is annotated as FAS-associated factor 2-like. The record is from RefSeq and is a predicted model, not a curated record. Gene Ontology annotation, molecular function: ubiquitin binding. Bases 43 to 1395 code for a protein of 450 amino acids. Gene Ontology annotation, cellular component: endoplasmic reticulum. NCBI's taxonomy places the organism in Eukaryota, Metazoa, Porifera, Demospongiae, Suberitida, Halichondriidae. The transcript has 8 exons.
AUCCACGGGUACGCCCAUCUUCUUCCGUUCUAAUGGCAAGAAAUGGCUGAAGGAACUGAUGUUGAUAGGUCACAAGUGAUUGCUCAUUUUCAGGAGCUAACUGGUAUUGAAGAUCAUGACAAAUGUGUUGAGAUUCUAUCACUCCAUCAGUGGAGUCUGGAAGCUUCCAUUCAAGACACACUCAAUGAGAAGGAAGGCAUGAAUCCGAUAUUCACUCCACCCCCCAAUGCCCCCACACAACCACAAGACCUCAGGAGACGUAUACAAGUUCCUAUCACACGAUAUGCUAGAGUUCAACAAACACCCCGAGGGGCUGUUGCCAGGCAGUACAGCUGGUGGGACUGGCUGGUCAACAUAGCACUAUUCCCAAUUCGGUUUACUGUCACCACUGCUAGUGAUCUGUUCCAGUUCGUGACGAGUUUUCUGUUUGGAUUUCGCGUGGGCCCAGCUCGAGAUCCUGUCGCUGAUGUCCAACAGUUUGUGUCAGAGUUUGAGAAGGACUAUGGUACCCAUCAUCCUCGCUUCCUCACCUGUGGCUAUGAUGAGGCUCUGUCAAAAGCUCGGACAGAUCUCCAGUUCCUGUUAGUGUACAUCCACUCCCCGCUGCAUCGUGACACUCCUAAGUUCUGUCGUGAGGUGCUCUGCUCACAAGAGUUUAUGGACUUUGUGGGAAAUCGAUUGCUAAUGUGGGGAAUAGGGCUCACCACACAAGAAGGGGCCCGAGCCUCUUACAUACUUCGUGAGAGUAGCUACCCAUUCUUGGCACUGGUUGUGUUGAAGCGAAGUCGUCUGGUGGUGUGUGAGAGGGUGGAGGGGAGCUUGUCUGUUGAGACCCUCGUUCAAAGGCUGCAAGCUGCCAUUACCAACAACGAGGCUGAGCUAGUGGUGGAGAGAAAUGAAAGGUCUCGUCGAGUGGUAGACCAGCAGCUGAGGGUGGACCAGGACGCAGCCUACCAGGAGAGUCUGGCCGCUGACCGUGAGAAGGAGCGGAGGAAACAAGAAGUGCUAGAGAGAGAGGCAGCUCAGGUCAGAUUAGCAGAGGAGAAACUGGAGGAGGAGCAGAGACAGAAAGAGGAGUUUGAGAUAGACCGAGCGAUGCGUGUAAGUCGACUCCCCCCAGAACCAGAGAGCAAUGACCCCUCCUCCAUCACCGUCCUCCUAAGACUGCCCUCAGGACAUCGCCUCGAGAGACGGUUCAACGAAACGGACAAACUAGAGUCUGUAUACGACUUUGCCUACUCUGAUAACAGUGACCAGUUACCACAGAAGUUCACCUUGGUAACCAACUUCCCUCGGAAGGAACUCCAACCCGACAACACCGGUGGACCACUGCUGUGUGAUUUAGGGCUAGGUAGAAGAUGUGCUCUGUAUGUGCAUGAUGAUACUGAGAACUGAGCUGUAUAGUGUGGAAUCAUAAAAAAAUUAAUUUACCGUUGUGUUGGUACAAAUACGGAGG